ACAAUAUAUACUUUUUAGAGUGAGAAGCACAAAGGAAGAGUUUGGAAGCCAAGAAGAAUAUUAAUAUUUUAAAAAAUACAGCACAAGGAAAUAUGGAGAAAAUUGUUGUGUUGAAGUUGGACUUGGGAGAAGACAGAGCUCUGCAACGAAAGGCUUUGAAGACAGCAUCGGGUCUUCCAGGAAUCAACCAAAUCGCUUUUGAUUCAAAAGCAAAAACACUGACUGCAUUUGGAUCAGUAGACGCUAUUGCCAUGGUCUGCAAAUUGCGCAAAAAGAAUCUGCGACCGAUUAUCAUUUUAGUCGGUCCGGCAAAGGAGGCGAAGCUCCCGGCCCCCCCGAAGGAGAAGGAAAAUGGUGAAGAGAAGAAAGAAGAAGCUGCUGCCCCGAAGAAAGGAAAGGGCAAAAAAAAGAAAGAGGCUGAGGGAAAGGAGGCCGGGGCGGCAAAGGAGGCCGCAGAGGCGGCACCACCACCAGUGCCGGCGGUGGCAAUGGCGGCGCCGCUGUCGCCAAACACACAGUAUUACCGCUCGAUGAGCACGUCUUUCUCCGUCAGCCACAGCAUGGAGGAAAACCCCAAUGCUUGUGUUAUUUGCUGAAGAUUUCGAUUUCUGAGUAUGCAAACUGUUUGUUUUGUUUUUUUUUUAAGUAUCGGUGCAGUCAUACAUUUGUUACUAUGAACUUUUUACGCCCUCCGGCUGCGCUCGAGGGCUCGAUAUUUGAAAUAUUUGCUAUUUAUGAUGCGAUUACCUGUCG
Molecule: messenger RNA, 753 nt
Organism: Andrographis paniculata
Lineage: Eukaryota; Viridiplantae; Streptophyta; Magnoliopsida; Lamiales; Acanthaceae
Product: heavy metal-associated isoprenylated plant protein 39-like
Exons: 4
Coding region: 93-596 (167 amino acids)
Source: RefSeq, a predicted model, not a curated record